AUGACUGCCACCGCCACCACUGGCAGCACCCACAAGCUGGCCAACACCAAGGAGGAGAGGAAGUUAAGGAAACCCCUCAUUGAGAGGAAGAGAAGGGAAAGGAUUAAUAACUGCUUGGACCAGCUGAAGGAGACUGUUGUGGGUGCAUUUCACCUGGAUCAGUCUAAACUGGAAAAAGCAGAUAUCCUUGAAAUGACAGUGAAGCACCUCCAGAACAUCCAGAGCAGCAAGCUAAUGGCCGACUCCAAAGUAGGUCUGGAAGCCCAGCAGAGGUACAGCACUGGAUACAUCCAGUGCAUGCAUGAGGUGCACAACCUCCUCCUCACCUGUGAGUGGAUGGACAAGACCCUCGGGGCACGUCUGUUAAACCACCUGCUGAAAUCCUUACCCAGGUCUGGUGAAGAUACCUGCAAAGCAGCAUUAAAGUCUUCAAGCCCACCUCAGCAGCCUUUCCUAACACCAAAAAGCCCCCUGAGCCCAAAGGGGAACACUCGGGGAAGAAGUCCAUCACAGGAGCACUUCUACCCCAUGGAGAACAAGCAGGCUUCAAAAAAUCCCUGCCAGAUGCCAUUGGUUUUCAGCCAGGUUGAUGCUGCGCCUCCCAGACAGGUCCUGCAGCCAAAUUUUUCCCAUAACAACCCCAGAAUGGGGUCAUUAGAUAUGUGGAGACCAUGGUAA
Indicator indicator is the source of this 678-nucleotide messenger RNA. RefSeq names its product transcription cofactor HES-6-like. The transcript has 4 exons. NCBI's taxonomy places the organism in Eukaryota, Metazoa, Chordata, Aves, Piciformes, Indicatoridae. The coding region runs from base 1 to 678 and encodes 225 amino acids. Gene Ontology annotation, cellular component: nucleus. Gene Ontology annotation, molecular function: DNA-binding transcription factor activity, RNA polymerase II-specific; protein dimerization activity; RNA polymerase II cis-regulatory region sequence-specific DNA binding. The record is from RefSeq and is a predicted model, not a curated record. Gene Ontology annotation, biological process: anterior/posterior pattern specification; regulation of transcription by RNA polymerase II; regulation of neurogenesis.